This is a messenger RNA of Amphimedon queenslandica, 3050 nucleotides long. Its product is annotated as major vault protein-like. Gene Ontology annotation, cellular component: nucleus; cytoplasm. The transcript is spliced from 29 exons. NCBI's taxonomy places the organism in Eukaryota, Metazoa, Porifera, Demospongiae, Haplosclerida, Niphatidae. The coding region runs from base 96 to 2537 and encodes 813 amino acids. The record is from RefSeq and is a predicted model, not a curated record.
CGGAUCUGAGAAUUAGAUUGCAGCAAUUAUUUUGUCAAGGGGCCAAGGGCUAGCUUUCACUUCUCUCAGGUUUAUCAGAAGACUCUGCAGUCGCCAUGUCUCGUAAGAUAAUUGGGAUCCUUCCUAACUAUUACGUGCACGUACUAGACCUGAAUACUAAUAUAACUACAGUUGAAAUUGGCCCGCAGAACCUUGUCCUACAGGACAAUCACUCUCUUGAAGCCGGUCCUCUUCCCUUCGUGACGAUACCCCCGGGCCACUACUGCCGAGUGGAACAUCCCAUCGAUAUCAAUAAACCAAUAGUUGAUGGGAAGUUAUACGAACUGAGAUUUGGACACAGAGAAAUAAGACUCCAUGGGGAUCCUUUCCCAUUGUUUCCUGGAGAGAGAUUACCUGAGAGUGGCAGUGCAACUGAUUAUUCUCGUGCUAUCAAGCGUCUUCCAACCAUAAAAGCAGAUCAUGGGAUACACUUGAGUGCUCUGGUUGAUAUGGAGGAGACUGAUACUGCCCCAGCUCGUAAGGCAGGGGAUGAGUGGCAGCUGAGAGGACCAUUGACCUACUUACCCAAACCAGAAGAGCAAGUAGUAAAGAUGGUGUCUCCUAUUAUAAUAACUCCUGGUCAUGCUGUUCGUCUCAGAGCUCGUCAAGCCUUCACUGACGCUAAGGGAAUUUAUCGUUGCACUGGUGAGGAGUGGUUGGUAAGGGAUAUUGGAGCUUAUCUACCUGAUGUGUAUGAGGAGGUAGUAGAAGAGGUUGAUGCUUACACUCUAACACCAAACAAUGCUUUACACAUCAGAGCCAACUGUAACUUCACUGAUCAGUUUGGUAGGGGGAGAAGGAUUGGAGAGGAGUGGCUGGUUAAAUAUGAUGACACUGAAUCAUACAUACCUGAUGUCACUGAGGAGGUUGUUAAUGAGGUCCAGUUGACUGUUUUAUCUCACCAUCAGUAUUGUGUGGUUGUUAAUCCUCUUGGUGAUGAUGGUAGACCACGUCUUGGCUGUAGGGAACUGAGAAAAGGACCCAAGACUUUCUUCCUUCAUCCUGGUGAGAAGUUUGAGAGAGGGAUACAAGAUGCUAUUAUAUUAGAAUCUGAUGAAGCUCUUCUUGUCACUGCUCAAGAGGAAUUUGAUGAUGUUACUGAAGAUGGUAGUAAAGUCCAUCGUACCCCUGGUGACCGGUGGAUGAUUCAUGGACCAACUGACUAUAUACCUAGAACUGAGAUUGGGAAUAUACAGAGGAGGAAGGCUACUCCAUUGAAUGAGAAUGAAGGGAUUUAUGUUAGAAAUGUUCAGUCAGGACAGGUUCGUGCUAUAUUGGGCCCUCAGUCUUAUUUACUACAAGCUGCUGAGGAACUGUAUGAGAAAGAACUGACUCCACUAGCAGAAGAAAUAUUAAAGGAGGGUGGUGGUGUUGGUGAUGCCAGUAUUAGGAAGAUAGCAUAUUUUGAUGGAGCUAAAGAUCCUUCACUCUUUAAGGGAAAUAAGCGUGACAAGACUCGUGUAGUUACUUACAGGUGCCCCAGUAACUGUGCAGUCCAAGUGUACAAUUAUAUAGAGAAGACAGCUCGUGUUGUAUUUGGUCCUGAUCUUGUAGUGCUGGAUCCUCAUGAGAACUUUAAUGUCCUCAGCUUGAGUGCUGGUAAACCAAAGAAGGAGAAUGCCCUGAAGACUAUUUGCCUCAUGCUUGGUCCUGACUUUAUAUCUGACCAUAUUACAGUAGAGGCAUCAGAUCAUGCUCGUCUUAAGAUUGCUGUAUCAAUGAACAAUGAAUUCAGAGUUGAGAGAGGUAACCCAGAGAGUGAGGCUAUGCUGUUCAGUGUUCCAGACUUUAUUGGGUUUGCUUGCAGAGAAGUUGCUAGUAAAGUGAGAGGGAAGGUUGCCUCUAUACCAUUUGAACAGUUCCACAAACAUUCGGCCGAUAUUAUAACAGCUGCUGUGUUUGGUAAGAAUGCUGAUGGGGAAGUUAAUAAAGAAGUGAUAUUUACUGCCAACAACCUGGUGAUCACUAAUAUUUAUAUUCAAAGUAUUGAACCAAUCGAUCAUCAUAUGAGGGACUCUCUAUCUAAAUCUGUUCAAAUGGCAAUUGAGAUAUCUACCAAGUCAAUAGAGAGGUCAGCACAGCAUGAGGCACAGAGAACUGAACAAAAAGCAAAAGGAGAACUAGAGAGACAAAAACUACAAAAUGAAAAGGAGGCAGAGGAGGCAAGGAAGGAGUUGUUAGAGUUACAAGCAGUAGCAGCUGCUGUUGAGAGCUCUGGACAGGCUAAAGCAGAAGCACAAGCUCAAGCUGAGAGACUUCUCAUUGAAGGACAGAGUGCUAUUGAAUUGGCUAAAUUAAAAGCAGAAGCAACAAGAAUUGAAAUGGAAGCUGAACUUACUUGUCAAACUAAAAUGCAAGAGGCUGAGGUUCAGUUCUUGAGAGAACAGAAUGAACUGCAAAUAAAGAGAGCUAAAGAUCUCAGCAAAAUUGAAGUGUCUUAUACCCUGUUCACACUACCCUUCAGAACUGUACUGGAAUUCGGUUUUGGGGAAGAAUAGUGUAGUUUUAUAACAAGUGUGAACAUAACUGAACUGCACUGUAACCAAACCAAACCAGGCUAAAGUGGUGCACCAAAAUAGGUGCUCUGAAAUGGUGUAGUUAAGUUGUGAAGUUAAGUUGGUGUAGUUAAGUUGUGCAGUGUGAACUGCUACCAACAUGGUUCUUUAUAACCAAACUAAUCUAAUUAGGUACAGUUCUGUAGGUAGUGUGAACACAGUAUAAGUUUAGUACAUUGGUUAGUUCUAUGGGUAAGCAGACUAUAUCCCGUAUUGCUAAAGCUGGACCAGAAUCAAAGGCUCAUUUGUUACAGAGUUUAGGUAUACAGUCUGUUCUCAUUACUGAUGGUAAAACUCCAAUUAAUAUGAUUGGGAACCAGACAGGUGGCUAUACUACUACUUAUGCUCCUUAGAAAACUCUUUGAGGAGAAAUUUAUUAUUAUUAUUAUAUUAUAUAUUAUUUGUGUUAGUCAUUAGUUGUUUUUAGCUGGAUUUAUAUAGUUUUCAGAGAUAUUA